AUGAUUCUCCAUCUAACCUUUGUGCUUAUUGGCAGUGGUUAUUUUCUUGCCGUGAGUGCAUAUGAGGACCAAUUUGCUGUGUUGUCUGUCUCUCUAUCAGCUGGCAGCGAUAUUAUUGACAAGGUACAUUGAUAUUCUUGGUUCAAUUAUUCAACUACUCAAUGUUUACGGUUCAACUGCUCAUGGAAAAGUUUAUGCCAACAUUGAUUUCUGCCUGAUGUCUCACCGGUAUUUUUUUUCGGAUUUUGAUGUCAUAAUUUCAGAUAAUCUACUACCCAUCUGAAGAUAAAGGAGGAACACACAUCGGGAAGGCUUCACCAAGGGUGAAUCUCUGUGGUACGAUUUGGAGCAUGUCCUUCAUUUCAAAAGGCAAUGAACAAGUUGGUGGAGAUGAGCACGACUGUCUAUUGGCACUGGUUGUGCAUAUGUAAGCAUUCACUUUAUUAUUCUCUGUCCUGAUUUUCUUUGAGUAUUUCUGAAUUAGAUUGGACGAAUCACCUGGUGUUAUUAUCUUAAUGGAAUUGAACAUCUCUUUGGUUACUGAUGUAAAGAAUGACUGAACUUGUCGCCGCAGGAAGGGUGCAGCUCUUAAUGAAUUAUUGCUUUUUGGAUGCAACAGCUCAGAAAAUACUAUCGAAGUUAUUUCCUUGUUCUCAGAAGCUGGAACUUUAGCUUUAGGCAUAACUGAAGUCCCUCAUCUUUCUGGUUUUGCAGUUCUUUUUAGACUGGGUGAUAUUAUUUUGAUGGAUUUAAGGGACCCAACCAAUCCCUGUUCGAUUCAAAAAAUUAGUUUAAAUGCUUCUGUGGCUGACGAUCAUAGUUCUGAUGAGUCAUCGAGAGGUCUGGAUGUUGAUGACGAAGGUAUGUUCGAGGCUGCUGCUUGCGCACUCCUAGAACUAAGAGAUUCAACAUGCAAAUUCGUGUCAUCAUGGGCUUGGGAAUCAAGUGAUUCGAUUCGUCCAAAGUUGGUUGUGUGUAUUGAUACAGGAGAAUUGUUUAUGAUCGAUAUCCACUCUGAUUUUGAAGGAGCUAGAAUGAUUUUGUCUAAUUGUUUCUUCAGCGUAUCACCUUGCAAGGUUCUUUUGUGGGCUGAAAGGGGAUUCAUCGCAGCAAUUGUGGAAAUGGGAGAUGGAAUGAUCCUCAAGUUGGAACAUGGAAGGCUUCAGUGCACUUAUCUCAUACAGAAUGUUUCACCGAUCCUAGAUUUAUGCCUUGCUGAGUGCCAUGAUGAAAAACAGGAUCAGAUGUUUGCAUGCUGUGGAAUGAACCCUGAAGGAUCAGUGAGGAUAGUAAGAAGUGGUGUUAGUGUGGAAAGACUCCUGAAGACUCUUCCAAUAUAUGAAGGAAUAACUGGUACGUGGGCGAUGCAGAUCAGUGAGAAUGAUUCUCAUCAUUCUUUUCUUGUGAUAUCGUUCGUUGAAGAAACCAGAGUACUUUCUGUUGGUCUGAGUUUCUCUGAUGUUACUGACGCUGUUGGUUUUCAGGCUGAUGUGUGUACUUUGGCAUGUGGCCUGCUGAGUGAUGGAAUUCUAGUGCAGAUUCAUAGGACAGGAGUAAGAAUUUGUUUGCCUGUAGCAUUUGCUAAAGGAGAACGUUCUGCACCCGUAUGUGCAUCUUGGUAUCCCGAUGACAUGACAAUCAACUUGGGUGCAGUUGGUCGUAAUUUGAUUGUUGUGGCUACUUCAAACCCUUGCUUCAUCAUUCUCCUUGGCAUUCGUGCACCCUCAACAUAUGAAUACGAAAUAUAUGAAAUUGGAAAUAUGAGACCGCAGAACGAAAUAUCUUGUAUAUCUAUACCUAAGAAAACAUUCAAUCAAGGAUCCUUGAGGCCAAACAUUAGUCUUGCAGAAAAAAUUGUUGAGAGCGCCAUUCCUCCUGGAUUUGAGUUUGAUAUGACGUUUGUUGUCGGAACCCAUAAACCAUCAGUGGAGAUUCUAUCAGUCAUACCAGGUAAAACAUGCAGGCUCAUAGCUGUUGGAAGCAUAUCAAUAACUAACACGUUUGGAAGUCCUCCUAGUGGGUGCAUACCUGAAAAUGUAAGAAUCGUGGUAGUUGAUCAGUUCUAUGUGCUUGCUGGAUUGAGAAAUGGAAUGCUUCUUCGCUAUGAGUGGCCCGCAAUUUCUUCAGUGUUUCAGUCAGGUGUUCCAAUUCUAAGUCCCUUCAGUCAAAGUCAUCUGUAUAACCCUCUUCCAAGCUCUACAAGCUCGUAUCAUGCUGGGUUAUUCCCUAUGAAUGUAGAAAAUAUGGAUGCCUCUUUUCCUCUGUCUUUACAGUUGGUUGCUUUCCGGCCCAUUGGUGUAACCCCCGUCUUUUUAGUUCCUCUUCAUGAUUCACUUGAUUCAGAUAUAAUUGCACUCAGUGAUAAACCUUGGUUAUUGCAAGCUGCACGGCAUAGCCUUGCGUAUACAUCUAUACCGUUCCAAUCUGCUACCCAUGCAACCCCCGUGAAUAGUGAUGCUUGUCCUAAGGGAAUUUUAUUUGUUGCUGAGAACUGCUUACAUCUGGUAAGUCGGACCGAUCAUCCUCUCUUCUAUGAAAUUAUCAUUUCUCUCUCAAGCCUGUUUAUGGAUUGUACAUAUGAAUACACAGUAUUGUGACUUUAAUAUAAGCAGUCAAUAUAUGCUACGUUUUGAUGGAACUUCUUACUUGUAUGAAGCAUGAAUUAUGUUCGCACCAUGAGUAGGUUACUGGUUUUGGUCAUAGCCUCUGGCUUGUCAUAGAUAUUCCCCGUAAUAAACAAUUUUCUAUCGACCUAUUGUUGUGACAGAUUUUUUAUGGCAUGUUUUUAGUAUCACACUUACACAUCACUUGAGCUACCUGACAGUCGGAGUAUUCUUAAAAUCACGCCUUCUCCUUGGUGUCAAAUAAAAUGUUUUCAAAUGUUUGUCCAGAAUGUAACGAAUGGAUCACACGUUUGAACUUUAGGCUUAUAGGUACCAAUUGAGCUUCAUAUCCAUCCUCUCCGCGAGCUGAUAUUCCUCAUUAUAUUAUUAAUUAAUAAGAUAGUGAAUCAAGAGUAUAUAUGGGAUCUAGAAGAUUGGGAGGACGAGGACCGUGAUUGGUUGGAUCAGGCUAGUAGGUUGGAAACUUCCUUUUUAUUCUCAGAAUUGGAUACAACUACAAUUUUUAAGAUAUAUGUAUAGUUAGUUAGAAGUGUGCAAUCAUUAAACUAACAACAAGGGACCCUUAUACAAAAUUAACUCUUCACUCCCUCACUUUGGUAAGGAUGGUGAAUUGGUGCGCGGUCGAUAGCCAGCAGCUCCAAGUUAUUUUGUCUUCCUUUCUUCUCCUUUUUCCUUCUUCCUUCCAAGGGCAUGUUGAUAAGAAUGCUGCCUCUGGAAACUGGUUGUUAUGAGUCAAAUGUGGUGAAUUCAUACGAGAUUCAGUUGAUCUGACCUGAUUAGCUGUCUUUGAUAUCUUGAAGGUGGGAUCAGAGGUCCUUUCUGAAUUAGAUUCACUAGUGAUGAUCCUGUUCCGUAUCCACUGAUCCUGUAUAACAUGUUGACUUAGUAUAAUGUUGAACAUGGACGUUAGAGUAAAGGUUGCGAAAGGAAAAUGAUUACAGUUAAUACAUAGUGGACAUAAUGAGGGAUUCACUGAAGGGGCAAACGAUUUCUAUAGGGAGUUGUGCAGUAAUGAGAAAAGUUGCCAAGAUUUGUACGAGUUUGAGGGUGCCUCAUAGGUAUCACAUGGGAAAGCAUAGUGACUGUUCAGAAUAAUUCACUGACGUUGUAGCAUAGUCUACUGUAGGGAAAACCAUGGUGGAUUGUUAAAAAAUGUUUUCCUUCUAGCGUUCUUGGAUUCACAAGGAGGGCUUUCAAGAUCGUUUUGAUUCGUUUCAUGAAAUAGAUGAGAUAACUCAUUUGUCAGAGGAACUAAUUGAACCUUAGGCAAUCAUUUUGGUGGGAAACCUUUGUAAAAUUGCUUUGGUUAUCGCCUAUGACUAGUCACUAGAAGUAGCUUUUUGUAAUUCAGGUCUAUUGUGGAAAACUGCCAGCUUUGUGGAAGAUCAAUUUUUAUAAUUCAGGUUUAUUGUGAUAUGAACUCAAGAUUGAAUGUAGGAUCUACUUGUUAUCCUAUGCUAUAAGGUCUUUUCCUGUUGCCUUUGUUGGCCCACCGCUGACUACAGAUCAAUCAGGAAGUUGAACUGAAAAAUCCAGAUUGAAUGAAUUAUGAACUAUGAUUCAGGGAGACCUCUUAAUGUUUAAAUCAACCCCAUUGGUAUGAUUGUUUGUCAAACAUCUGCUUUAUAUGCGGUUUUCAAUAAACUGCAUGUAGUGAGCCAUGCAAGUUGCAAAAUUAAUGACUUUAAAAUAAAAAACUUUUUGGGUUGGGGGGUGGGAAGUCAUGGUCACGUUUGGCGCUUAACUGAUCCAGCCACCCAACUUGAUUCAGGUCAGCAUUAGGACUCGACUGAUCCGACCUCCUAAGUUGAUUCAACUACCAUGGCUUAGUUCUGUUGCUGCAAUAUGGGUAAUUGCAUGGCCCUUUUCAUCUUCCUCCCAAUUUUGUGCAAUUAGUGAAUAAACACUAUAAGAUAUAUGUUCAAGGAGACUGUACAAGCCUAGAUAAAAACUCUUUUCGCUCAUUUCUCCAGUUCUAAAAAUGGAUGUAACUGGGAGAUUCGUGGCUAGAGAUGAUCAGCCUUCAAGUAAUUGUCCAGAUCCCUUGGAACUAAAUCUAUUUUCCAGGCGUGGCAGAGAAGAUAAUGCUGCAAAAUCAGGGAACAGAAGACAACGGGAAAGAGUUGCUAUGGCGCUUGCUGUAACCAUUCUUUUGUCAGAGGAAAUGUGACUCAUUCCAAGUUGACACCAGAGCGUUACACCAUUGUGCCAUUGCAUUCUGCUCUUGGUUGAACGUUUCCGUUUUUCUCCCAUCUCCUCUACCCUUCUCUCUUUCAUCUUAUUUCCUUCUAUCCCUUUAUCUGUUCUCUCUGUUAUUUCUUGAUUUUUCUGGAUUACCUGAGUGGACUGAUUUUUGGCGCAUUGGUCCUUACAGAACCAUGAAACACACUUGACACCUCAUUAUAAAUUCUUGGAAACAGGUUUAGAUCACCUUAGAAAGCCAGGAGAAUCUUUUUUUCUCUCAAAUUGGUUUCAAAUGAACUAACAGUCCUUGUUACUCUUUAUUUGCUUGUAAGAUAUGUUUUUGUGCAAUUCAUCUCUCUAUGGAUAUUGAUGGUGAAAGGUCUUCCUUAUCGACUUUUAGCUUACUAGUCAAUUUAUUGUUUGCUAAUGUGGACCUGACUCAUCCUCUCUGCCUGCUUCUCCUGAAUGUAGAAAUCAUGGCCUGUGCUGUUUUAGAUAACAAUGAUUGUUUAUGGAAGCAUAUUUGAAUCAUUGAUAGUUAGCCAUGCAACUAAUUUUCUCCUAUGUCUAAAGGUAGAAAUUAUUCACAGAAAGAGGCUUAACGUUGGAAAGUUUGGCCUUGAGGGGAGCCCUCGCAAAAUUUUAUACCAUAAUGAGAGCAAAACGUUGUUAGUUAUGAGAAGUGGACUCUGUGAUGAUUCAUGCUUGUCAGAUAUCUAUCGUAUGGAUCCGCUUAGUGGUUCAGUGCUUGCAAGGUUCAAAUGCGAAAGUGGCGAAACAGCAAAAUCCAUGCAAAUAGCUAAGGUGGGAAAUGAGCAAGUAUUGGUUGUUGGAACUAGUCGAACACAAGGAAGAGUUAUUAUGCCGAGCGGUGAAUCUGAGAGGUUUGUUUCCGUCUUAAUGUUUGUAGUUUCCAUCGUGAUUAUGAUUUCAACUAGUAUGGUUAAUGUUUUAGAUAGUGGUUUAUGUAUAAUACUGAUACCCAAUUUGUGAUAAUGUGGACUUUGCAUGCUCCUUCGAAAUUUGACAAUCAUGUUGCCUUUAUCUUGAUAUUUAUGUUUUUAGAGAAGUAAUUCCCCUCGGACAGCUCAAGUUGAUUCAAUUAAGCGUUUUUGUCACAGGUUCUAGUAGUUCUACUGGAUUCAUGUCUUUUCUCAUUUGAGCUGUCAUUAAUACUGAUAAUUCUCUUAACAGUACAAAUGGACGCUUAAUCGUCAUCAGCCUUAGGAUGACAGGAAGGUUAGAUAACAAUUCUCCCACGUACUCUUUGGACAUUGCUUCUUCUUCCACGUUUCGGUUUCCAUUUUAUGAAACUGUUGGAUAUGCCACUGAACAUUUUUUUUGGCAGCAGUCUUUGUAGGAGCCCAGACAACACAUAUGACGAAGUUCAACUAGACAAUAUGGAAGCAGAACAGUUGCAAGUCGUCGCCUGUCUUUCCAUGCCUGGUGUUGUCCUUUCAGUCUGCUCCUAUCUCGACCGCUAUAUCUUGGCGUCUGCUGGAAGCUUUGUAGGAUUUCUCUUUCUGUGGACCUCAAUAAGUAUACAAAAUAUUACAUUAAUAAAUCCUUUGUGAUUAGAGCGCACAUUGUUAUGAUUAAUUAAAAUCUUUUUUUAUUUAAUCAGCUGUGUGUAUGUGGGUUUCUCAAUGACAAUCCACACCGGCUAAGAAGGCUUGCCACCAUGAAGUCACGGUUUACAAUUACUUGUUUGGCAGCCCAUUUUACAAGAAUUGCUGCUGGUGAUUGUCGUGAUGGUAUCCUUUUCUAUACUUACCAAGAGGUACGUUCCGUUGCCAUCUAAAAGUACUUCAUCUUGUUUCUGUUUGAGGUAGAGUAAAUUUUAAACCUUUGGAUUCUGACUUCACUUUUAUGUCCUCCAUGGGUUUCAUUUAACUUAGUUGAGUCCAUAUAUCGUUUGCUACUGAUUAUUUUGUUGUCAGACCCUUAAACUUACAGCAAUGCUUCAUUUUGUAGGACCUUAAGAAACUUGAGCUGUUGUACUGUGAUCCAGUUCACAGAUUAGUUGGUGAUUGUGCCCUUAUUGACCUGGACACAGCUGUGGUGUCAGAUCGAAGGGGGAGCAUAUGCAUACUUUCAUCCCCAAAUCAUUUAGAAGGUGCAUUAACAAGUCUUCAAUGGUGCCGUGCCUUUUAAAAUUUAUUGAGAUAAUCCUUGUGCGUAUGGUAGAUUUUAAGCUGUCACUCCUCCGUCUGUUAUUAUGGCAACCAGCCAAUUUCACAUAUUCGAUAAUUAUGAUUUCAAACACUCUUCCUUUUAGUAAGUUUUUAUAUUCCAACUGGACUGGUAGUAGCCAAUUCAGUUUAUAGAUAUAAACAUAUUGGAGCUCUAUACAAUGUUUACCAUGCAAGAUCCUAGGCGCAUCUGUUUGCGUCCUAACCACCGCUAGACUAGACUCCUCUGUUCCCAAGCAUUUUCAACAUUUGCCAACGAGGACAAAAUAGAUAAUUUUCUAAAAUGAAAUGGUAAGCUUUGGACUGAGGUGAUAUUUUGUAGAUUGGCAUGCCGGUCUUCAGCUGAUUCGUAGUUUAUUGGGUUAUGAUUUACCUGUGCAAGCUGACAAAUAGUCAAAGUUGUGGCUGCAUGGACCAAAGCGAUUUCCUGUUAAGUUCUAGGUGUGUGUAAGGUACAUUCAAGCAAAUGUCAAUAGUAUUUAUAGUUUUGUGCUGUCAUGGAAUAUUAGUAAUGAGUGUCAACCAGUAGCCACUUUUUUUGUUAUCGUUCUGAACUCAUGUGAUUGCUUGUCUUUUUCAUUCACUCAACUCUUGAUGAUCUUUGCAUGUUAUUUACUUUAUGUUAAGAAGAUGAAGAAAUUUCUAUAUGUUUUCGUCUUUAAUUAUUUAUUAUCUUUUAUACCAAACAUCCAAUGUGGCGGGGUAUUUUUCUUACUUAUUAUAUUUUGGGCUUCCCCUGCUUAUAAAUAGAGUGAGGUGCUGACGCCCCCAACUUUCUAGCUGGCUAUCUUUACCAACAAGACGCCUAUGCUGCAAGAGAAACAUAUAUUCGGUGUAGGCCAUGAUCCUCUUCUUUCUCGAUGUAGGCCUUAUUUCUAUUUCCACCCUCUAGUCUAAUUGACUCUCAGUCAGCCACGCUUUUAGCCAUUGUGGAUUUCUUUAUCUGCCCUUGCUCAUUUUUGUUGAUAGGUUAAUCAAUUUAGUUGUAUAUACAUCUGAUCUGUUUCACAUUUCUUGACAAUUCUGAUUUACCACCUAGACAGAAAUUCUGACGACAAAUUCAACCCAACGUCUGUUUUACUCUAGCAAGUUUUAGUAAACGUAAGUCAGGACACUGAAUCCAGUUUUCACACGUAGCCAUAUUUCAAGGAAAGCGAUGGUCAAAGUUAGAGUUAAUAAACUGACAGUCCCCCCUAUUUAUUAGAGUGCAUCAUUUUCCAUCUUACAUUAGGUCUCUUUGGAUAAUGAAAUAUCCAUCUUACUUAUUUGCCUUCGGGGCAUAUAUUUAAGUUCGCAUCCCAUUAGUUGCCUAAAGACAUAGCGUAUUGGGAAGCCUUCUGUCAGUCAUUCUUCCCCCCAACUCAUGAGCAAUGUUCCCAUGCUAGGGGUGAAUUCCUUUGUCCGUUAGCCCUCGGAUCACCAUUAAUAUGACUUGAUGUUCAGAUCGAAGCAAGUAGACCUUUAUGGCACACUUUAAACUUAAAAUCUAUCAUGUGUUUCGACUAAAAUUUAAUUAGUUGAAUGAAGUUUUCAUUCCAUUUUUGACGUUUAAGAUUCUGUGGUAUUAUACCAUCUCUGAUUCCCUUUGACAUCGUAACUGCUCUUUUUGCUGUAGAUAAUGCAAGCCCGGAACGUAACUUAAGAAUUAGAUGUUCGUACUACCUGGGAGAAACAGUAAUGAGCAUUCGAAAGGUAGAUUCCACCUCUCUAUUGGUCAUGAACAGCCAGUGGUAUCUUCACUGUUACGGUGUGAACUUUUGUCUGUAAGGAAAUAUCUUCUUCCUUUAUGUCAAAGUCCAGAAACUACGCGCAAAUUAUCAUUUUUUCUCGGUUGAUACUGUUUUGUGAAUCCUGCUAUUGUGAAAUCAAAAGAAUUGGGCUUCUCACACCAGAGCAGGAAGGUUUUUUGGUCCUAGUGGGCAUGCAUGUGCUGUGCUGGUUAAGGGAUGGAAAUAAAAGUUGGCGAAAAAUUAGGAGAGACAGUUGUAAGAUCUCCAAAUAGUCAUGGAAACAAUUUAGAGAUUCAGAAAGCAAUUUUCGAUUGCUCUGGGCACCGUGAUUUGGAGAGGGAAAUGAGGAAAAUGAAAGGCUGUCGAGACACUGUCUUUUCUUUAUAAAAAAACCAGUUUUAAAUCAGAAAUCUGUAAAUAUACUUAUUUGGUUAAUUUUAACUGUUGCGUUAAGAUUUCAGCUUUUUUGAGUAAUGUCGCAAGCUCUUAUUUUAAAUACAAUUUUUAGUCUGCAGGAACCAGUAGAUCAAGUUUGAUUUGGUUAGAUUCAUAUUAAUAAUUCUACUAGGCAAUUAAACGUAGUAGGACUCAUAUACAUUAGGACCAUUAUGUAUUGAUGUUCACACUCGGGGCCAACCAUCUUGAAAACUCUAUCACCAUUAGUCUGAUAGGAGAACCUGUCUUUACCUGCUGACCUUUCCUUGAUCUGAACAUGCCUCAUAUCAUCAGUACAAUGAUAAAACCUGCUGACCCGGUGGCAAAUAAAAGUCCAUAUUAGUGCCAAAUGAGUCUUUUAUUCCAUUUUUUUUCUCUUUUAUGUUUUCUUGAUUCCAGUUUGAUACAGAAUGAUAUGAGGGUUAGCCGGGGCUGCACAUAGAACUCUCAGUUUGAUUAGAAGUGACAAGCUGUUGUCUUUGUUGCGCGGAAUUUUUAUUCUGAUAUUGCUUAAUUUAAUAUCCUGCACGUUGACGUAGAAAUGAUUGAAAUUCUUCGCAUUCUAGUCUGUCUUCUUUUGAUUUAGUGGCAUUCUCGGUUAACCUUUGGUAAUUUUUUUCAUUUGUGGUUGCGGGGUGGGUUACGUUGGAAUCUUUCUAGAUCUUUAUCAGAUGUGAAGAUAUAAUAGAAGAAACUUGUUAUUGCACAUGAUCAUGCCAAAAUAAGAGGAUAACAGUUGAGAUUUAUUUUCCGUGUUCCUUGAGUUAUAGGUCUUUCAAUUUAAAACUGAUUACCUAUGAGUGAAGUAGACUCACCUUUCUAGGAAUACUAUACUUUGUGUCAACUAAUGUGAGAACGUUCUAGUAUGCCUCCCCAUGUGCAAGCUGACUUUCAGAUAUUUUUUCACGUGAGAUAUCAUGUUAAUUUGACAGAACCAUCAAGCUCAAGACGAAUUGACAAGUAAUGGAGUAGUCCUAUCUUUUUAAGCACAGGUUUACCGUUUGUAUCAAUGAAAUGGGACUAUUCAAACAUUUGUAAAAACAGAGAUCAUAGAUUUGUAAAAUCAAGAUAAGUAUUCAUUUAGAAGGGUACUGAUGAGACUGUGAUAACAGAUCUGAAAGAGUUCUCAUGGUCAAAAGUUCGGCUCUUGAUGAUAUUUUGGUGAAGAAAUAUUAAGAUUAUUGAUAUUAAAUCAAAAAGAAAAUAUUAGUAUAAUUUUGUGUGAAGAAUUAAGGUUUUUUAUUUCCGAGUAAUGUUUAGUUUGAUUCCUCUGGGUAAAAUUCUAUUAUGUCCGUUAAAUGUAUUUUUUUUAGUACAUUUGAUGCCUUUGCAACAUUAAGAAAAGAAAAAACUCUAGAAUAGAGCAAAAAAGGGGAUUGCACAGGGAUCCUCCAAGCAUCGAAAUUCACUUUAUUUAUUCGUUGGCUGUUGAUCACCGGAAACAUCAACUAUUUAUUGCUUUAUGCUUAAAUUACGACAACAUCAAAAGACAGAAAACGUGUGGAAUAUUCCCCAGUCUUCUUUAAAUCAUGCUAGAUAUUUAGGAAUGCCCAAUAACUCGUUGAAGACUUUGGACUGGCCAUCUUUCCAAAUGACAUUUCCUUCUCCCUGUCUAGCGCCACACACCCCCUCCACCUUAUUGGGUUUUCUUCCCUUGUUUGGUGACCACCUACCCUUGAUGUGCUCCCAGUACAAACAGUCACACCCCUGUGGGGGGCCCACCCUUCUCAUCCACCAGCUCACCAGGCCAUCCCCCGUCCCCCUUUAAGGUUAAUGUCGACGUUUGUUCUUCUAGUCAAGGCCAGAAGAAUCUUAACUUCAGUUUAAUUGAUAAAUGAGAACAGACUGUGAGGGACGGACUAAGUAAUCAUGGCUUUUGUAGUUUUGGCUUUUAGAAGGCAAAGGAAAAAUUGGAGCUUAUUGAUAUCUGAAAGGCAUUAUUACAUGGACCCAAACCCAAAUAUAGUUUUGUUUCCUUUGCAAGUUGAUAAAGUUCGUUGGAAUGUGCAUCAUAUAUCAUAGUCUGGUGAGAGAAAAGUUGUUUUAUUCGAGGCUGAGUAGAUAUUUCCUAACAUAUAGCUGCCUAUAAGCAUCUAGAAUGCACUGUAAAGAUCUGCACUAGCAGUCAACUUUCCUUUUGAUCGUACAGAAUUUAUUUAUUUUUUACUUUGAAAUGUUUUGAUGGAGCGAAUGCUUAUGAUUUUUUUAUUUUUUUAUUUUUUGCUUCCAACUUUAAAAAAUGAAAACGAUUCUGACCAUGAAAUUCCCACAGGGCUCAGAUUUAUACAAACUUCCGGUAGAUGAGGCAUCCAAGGCACACAGCAAUAGCAAGACGAGUCCCCAUUCCGCAAAAGGCAGCAUUGUGGCUGGCACAAUGUUAGGAAGCGUAAUCGCCUUUGUUCCUGUUACCAGGUGAGUGUCGUAAAUCUAAACCGUACAACUUCAACAUGUUAAACGAGUGGGUUUUCUUUCUCAUCUUUCUGAAGACGUGAAUUUUUAUAAGAACUGCUAAUCUAGCCAAAAGUCAUAAUUUCAGAGUUGGGCCAACUAAGGCCCAAACUCACCCCACCCAUUCGAUUGGUAAUCUGCCUGUUCUGAGGAGUAUCAAUCAAUCAAUAAAUAAAUAAAGAAUAAAAUAUAGAAAGUAGGAAAUAAGUUUGCGGUUGUGUUGUCUCUAAAAACUGGAAUAGUCCAUAGGAGGGUCCUCCCCUUAUAAGGCUACAACAACCAUUUUCAAGAAAUGAUGGGAAGAGAAGGCAUCUGGAUCAUCCUUCUAAUCCACCUUCUCUCCUAUCCAUGGAACUGUGAGACUCGGUUAACUCUUAUAGAAGAUGGAUGGAUGCUUGUCGAAACCUGUGUAUGCCCCUCACUGUGCUACGACGCCCUCCAAAAUCUGGAUGACUCUCUGUCAUCUUCUUAGUUUUGAAAUUUAUCAGAUAUUCCUCAAGAAAACUAUUGUUGGGGAGAUGCCCAAGAAAGGUUAUAAAGAAAAGGGAACGAUUGACAGAAGAAGAAGAAGAAGAAGAAGAAGAAGAAGAAGAAGAAGAAAAACAAACAAGGAAUAUAAAACAAAACGUUUGGUCAUCAAAAGUCCAGUCCCCUUUACUUCCGGGCUUGAGCAGAAGAAAUAGUUCGAAACAGAUGAUCUGCCCAGGACUGCCCUUGCGAUGGGCAACUUUGUCAAUGGAGUUUAACAAAUAUGUUAGUCUUUGAAAACCCUAAAAUCAUAUAUUCACAUGCUUUUCACAUUUACGGCACAGACAUUUCAGUGCGGCUGAUUCGAAGCUUAAAACACUAUCCUAAAUUUGCCGCAGUAUCAUCAGUAUGUUUUGAUGCACGAAUAUUCUGUAUGAUUAUCUUCCUUCAAGAGUACAGUGAGAGAUGUAUAGGAUUUGGCUUCAUCGAAAAAAAUCUUCACAGAGUAGAGAAUGAGUUAACAAUUAGGCAUCAACUGUUUUCGGUGCCCUAAUCUUGAGAUAGAAAUGCGACAUCUCCUAUGCAUGCAUUGAACCAGCUUAAAGAAGGAAAAGAUAGAAACCAGCUUCUUUAUGAUCGAUGGGUGUGUAUUUGAUGAUUGAAUCAGUCAGUUGCGCAUUGACUUUCUUCUCGAUGGUCUUGGUGCCUUUUAGCGUGAUUAUUUGUCAGAGCUUCAUCAGCCUAUCAUCUUGAAUGAAGAAUCUUCCUAAACCUCCGGGGGCUGUGAUUAUAUUAUAUCAAAGCCUCAUUACUAACUGUGCUCUUCAGAGCUCCCCAUUGCUGAUAAAAUCCCUGAAAAUAUCGUGAUUUCUUGAAAGCUAACUCUGUGAUAGGUAAUCCACUAGUGGUAUGUAUAGUGAUCAUAAGAUGCUAUUCUGGCCUUCUGAUCUGUCGAAACAUGUCAUUUGCAUGAAUUUCCAGCGAAGAACACAAGCUAUUAGAAGCUGUCCAAGCUAGACUUGCCAAUUACCCGCUGACAGCCCCCAUCCUUGGAAACGAUCAUGCCGAGUUUCGUGGGCGUGGAUUGCUGGUAUGUGACUACUUCCAACCUCUUUAAUCCCUACCGAGGAUAUUCAGUGCUCGUCUAUUCUUUUCCAUUUCGUCUCUACUGCGUGAUAUCUAAAAUCUGCAAUCUUAUCUGUGCAAGCUCUUACUAAGAUCUCAUCUCCUUUCCCACUUGUUAUCGAGAUGAGUAGAUUAUUUGGAAACAUGUGACGGAGGUACGUUCAGUUCUAUCUAGCUGCAAGCCGAUGCCAAUAAUGGUAAUUACGAACAAGCAAUUUUAAACCCUAACAAUGCCCGCGAGGAUCACUAAUCAUGCUUCAGCUCUUGGCUCUAUUAAUUUCGGCCCCUGAUUUCCAGGCAUAACAGUUUUUUUUUUUUUUUUCCUGAAAUGGUUUUCAUUUAUGAUGAGUUCUCAUAUCUUUCAGCUGACUUUCCGUUUAUUUUCUUCAUUAAAAAUACGCUGCCACUACCCCUGUCCAAGCCCUCUUUCAUUCAUUUUGACAUUCUCGCCCCUUCCACGGGGAGCGUUGACCGAGCUAAGUCCACGGGCCUGGCUAUUGGCUGUAUGGAACUCCGGUCAAACCUGCCAGAGAUAGAUUCUCUUGUUUUUUUUUGUUUUUUUUGGGGGGGAGAUAUCAAGAUGGAUUAUGCCAAGUUGAUAUUACAUGUCGCAUCUGUCCUUUUUCUUUUUUUGCCAAUCUAGGGUUAAUUCCUGAAAUUACGUUCGGGUGUGCGAACGAUUGACUGACUCCUUCGCCGGGGCGUUGUCUUCCCGAUGCAGGACGGAGUGCCCACAAUGUUGGACGGAGACAUGCUAGCACAGUUCCUAGAGUUGACCAGCAGCCAGCAAGAGGAGGUGCUGGACAUUUCCAGAAGCAGGCAGGCGGCGGAAGCUUCUUGGAGUCCGAAUCCUCCCGGGAUCUCCGUCGACGAGGUCGUACGGUUUCUCGAGCGAGUCCACUACGCCCUCUCCUAA
This is a messenger RNA of Spirodela intermedia, 14122 nucleotides long. NCBI's taxonomy places the organism in Eukaryota, Viridiplantae, Streptophyta, Magnoliopsida, Alismatales, Araceae. The record is from the annotation of a GenBank genome assembly.